AUGCCACGUUUUAUCAAGAGAAUUUUUCAAAAUCUUUGUUAUAUUAUUUCAAUCUCGAUAAUAAUCAUAGUUAUUUAUGAUCAAAGUAAGUUUAUACAAGAUGGUCUCUUCCCGAAAUCAAAACAAGAAUUGACAAAGACGUCAAUUGCUAUUCCAACAACAGUUUCCAGAAGAAUCACACUUCAUCGAAAUUCACCAAUUGCUGAUGAAAACCGAUUGAAAAGUCUUGAAAAACAAUGUGGACAUAGUUACAAUCCAUAUUAUCGAGGUUAUUCCAAGGUACUUCAUUCGGAUAAAACAUUAAAUUAUCUUGGUUUUCUUCUCCAAUCUCAUUCAUUAUUCUACUGUGCCGUACCAAAAGUUGCUACACGAACUAUUCUUCCUUUUAUCACAUAUCUUCAUGUACGCGAUGAUUUGUUACCAUUAACAAAAAAUCAUUCUUCACAAAUGAAUAUGUUCAAUUCAAAAUCACAAAAAAUCACGAACACUUUCAAUUCUGAAUAUAUAAUGAAAAUGAUUUUUAAUUCAUCUCAGGAUCGUCUAGGAAAACCAAACAUAGAAUUAUCCACGAUUCUAACAUCAUUUUUAUCACGUCUAAUCCGUAAAAAUGCAUCUAAAGUUGAUCUUUGGCUUUUGUAUGAACAACAAUCAUUACCAUACAUUCGUCUUCGCAAUUUAAUCGAUACAUCACGAAUCUUUUCUGCAAAUUUCACGCGAGCGAUAUUUGUUCGACAUCCGUUAGAUCGUCUGGCAUCAGCAUACAUAGAUAAAAUUGCUUCAUUGAAAAAUCGAUCAUCAUCUUACGAUGGACUACGUCAAAAGAUUUGUCAACAUAAUUCUUUGUUCUAUUUGAAUAUUUCCAAACCGAGAUUUUCUUUUCAGCAAAAGAAAAUCUUUUCCACCAAUGCUGUUGAAGGUUGUCGAAAUGUGAUUCCAACAUUCGAACAUUUCCUUCAGUAUAUUUUCUCCAAAGGACUCAGAGACGAUGUUCAUUGGCAACCGUAUACAAAAUUGUGUCAAGUUUGUUUACUGAAAUAUAACUUUAUUGGUAAAUAUGAGACCAUUGGGACAGAUUUACAAAGAUUAAUGAUGUUGUUGGGAAUCAAUUCACAAAAAUGGAAUCAGAAUGAUUAUGCGAAAACAGGAAAGACGAAGGAAAAUUAUCAAUCGUUAUAUAAAGAUCUAUCGUAUCAAAUGCUUUGUACUUUGAAACGAUUUUAUCAUGAUGAUUUUAAUGUGUUUAAUUAUCGAUUUGAGGAUUAUUUAAUUAAGAAAAAAGAUCUUCAUUGUCCACAAAGAUCUUUUUCGGGAAAAUUUCAAUAA
Messenger RNA from Adineta ricciae, 1323 nucleotides. NCBI's taxonomy places the organism in Eukaryota, Metazoa, Rotifera, Eurotatoria, Adinetida, Adinetidae. The record is from the annotation of a GenBank genome assembly.